This is a messenger RNA of Meleagris gallopavo (turkey), 2850 nucleotides long. The record is from RefSeq and is a predicted model, not a curated record. Lineage: Eukaryota; Metazoa; Chordata; Aves; Galliformes; Phasianidae.
UAUGCUUGCAGAUCUUCAGGCUUACAAAGGAGCUGGACAAGAAAUUCGAGAUGCAAUACAAAACCCCAAUGAUAUCCAGUUGCAAGAAAAAGCAUGGAAUUCAGUGUGUCCUCUGGUCGUGAGGCUGAAGCGCUUUUAUGAGUUUUCACUGAGAUUAGAAAAGGCCCUGCAGAGCUUACUGGAAUCUUUGACAUGCCCACCUUAUACUCCAACUCAACACCUGGAACGGGAACAGGCUCUGGCUAAAGAGUUUGCAGAAAUCUUACAUUUUACUCUUCGUUUUGAUGAACUUAAGAUGAGAAACCCAGCAAUUCAGAAUGACUUCAGUUAUUAUAGGCGGACAAUAAGUCGCAACAGGAUAAACAACAUGCAUCUAGACAUCGAGAAUGAAGUCAACAAUGAAAUGGCCAAUAGGAUGUCUCUGUUUUAUGCAGAAGCAACACCAAUGCUGAAAACACUCAGUAAUGCAACUACACAUUUUGUAUCAGAAAACAAAACAUUGCCAAUCGAAAAUACAACAGACUGCUUAAGUACUAUGGCUAGUGUAUGUAAAGUCAUGUUGGAAACACCAGAGUACAGGAGUAGAUUCACCAGUGAAGAGACUCUUAUGUUCUGCAUGAGAGUAAUGGUGGGAGUUAUCAUACUUUAUGAUCAUGUUCAUCCUGUGGGAGCUUUCUCAAAGACAUCAAAGAUUGAUAUGAAGGGAUGCAUAAAAGUUUUAAAGGAACAACCACCUGACACUGUGGAAGGACUUCUGAAUGCUCUCAGGUUCACUACAAAACACCUGAAUGAUGAAUCUACUUCCAAACAAAUUCGAGCUAUGCUGCAGUAGUGUCCUGAGACGACUUAGAUGUUUGUAUUGACCACAGAAGAUGUGUAUGUUUACAUAAUUUAAUACAGUUUGAUGUUAAUACUUGUGUGUAUUUACAUAACCAUUUUCUUCACAUUGCUAAAAUAUAUGAACCUGUAGUCAUUACCCAACUGACUAUAUAUAAUGCAGCCUAAGUUUAUAUGCUAGCCUUUAUCUUUUGACCUUUAAAAUACUUUUUUACUUACAUACUUUAGCUGAAACAGUUUAUCUGUGCAUUUCAAUUCUUAAAUGCCUUCUCUGGUAGAUAAAAUAGAAAUCAGAUAAACUGAAAUGUCAAAGUUGCCAUAGGAGACGAACUUUAAAGGAGGAGAAAGUUAAUAAAAGAAGAAAAAAAAAUUGUAGGUAUAGGAGAAUACCUGAAUGUUUAACUUCAUUAAAUACAUUGUUUUUCCUGUAAUUAGUGGAGAUCUAUCUAAUUUUAAGGGUUAUGUGCUGGCCAACAUCCAAAAAUGUAUUGCAGAAGAGGUCAUUUUGCCUCUUUUAAUAUGUAUAGCCUGUUCAUUUCCACCCUUGGGAAAAUUCGUUUUCAGAUAGUAUAUAAAUAAAUAUAAAGUGUAUUUCAAGACCAUUGCUAGAUUUUGAAAACUGAUUAAUUUUAUUAGAUUUAGUAAGGUAAGGGAAAAUGCUAAUGUCUUUAAAAGAAUGGGUUUUGUGGUGUAAAUACAUCAUGGCAAACAUUAUCUGUUAGAGACAGCUCUACCUGGUAAAUUUUUUUAUUAUUAUUAUUAUUAUUUUUGCGAAUACAAAAUUGAAUAAAGCAGAACACUCUUGUAGCAGUAGACUUCCCUAGUUUCAAAUUGGCCUAAUUAGACUAGGGAUGAUAUAAAGAAUUUUCAAGAUCUGAGCUGUUCCAAUGCACUCUAUCAAUUUCCUUGAUAGUCAUAUUCAUCAGCUGAUUCAGAAUCAGCACGGAUAUGUUUCAGCUCACUGCUUUUCACUGUUUUUCUAGAUGUGAUUGAUGCUUCAAGGAGUUGAUUUCCUUACUCAGUUGGUAGUUCUUACUUUCUAGUAAUCUUCUCCAGUAAAUGGAAUAGAAAUAUUUUGUCAAAAGCAGCAAAGUGCUUGUGCUCUAUUAAAUGUCUUCUCUGAGUGAUCUGCAAUUACUGUACAUAUUCUUGCAGAGGUCACAUUCUGAAAAUACGUUCAAUUGUGUACUCUGCAUAUAUGCAUGAAAACUCCAGUGCUUGUGCACAGGUUCAGAUUUGUUUAUUCUUGUGUACAUAAAUCAGAGGUGGUGUGCUGUCACUGGAAUUUUCAUGCUUUUCACUUCUGAAAAUAUUAACCAUAAGAGUUUGAAGAAUGCAUUUGGUCUGCUAAAACUCAGCUGCACUGUUACAAAUUUAGCCAAUGAACUUUGUCCUUAAAAAGUAUUACUUUCAUAAGUUCUUUAGAAUUGUGUUAGAAUUUAUUUGUGAGCAGAAUUAUAUGAGGUUUCUCAGAUGUCAUGAGAACUCACAGAUGUUAGCGUUAUACAUGUAACAAUGCAGGAAAGCACUGCAACUGUAGAGUUCAUUUCAUAGAUCUGCAGUUUUAGCAGAUCACUAUGUUAUCAUCAGGAACAGAAUUAGAAAUUGCUAAUUGUCUUUCAGAAGCAGUGAUCACACUACUAUUUUAUAAUAGUAAAGUCACUGUUUACCAACUCCAUUUUUAAUGGGGAGGUAUUUACAAAUAUGUACUAGGGGAAUUUCUGUUUUGUUCAUAGUCACUUUCAGUUAGGUAAAUCAACAUGAAUUACAGAUCAUUCUAUUGAGUUUUGGUAUCUAAUGUUAAUACAUGCUUAGCUGCAAUCACUUGUCAAACAAUGAAAUCUUUAUGUCACCCAAAGGAAAGUUAUUCAUCACUUAUGUAAUAAAAAUGUAAACUUUAAAGCAUUCUGCAAGUUGUUAUGUGCUGUUUGCUGAAAAAACUGAAUUUCUUCGCCUGCUGUGAUGUUUUUGUACAGAAGUUUGUUGGAAAUAAUAAAAAGUUUGGUACAGUAA